UAUUAAUUUAAAACAAAUGAUACAGGGCGAAAUGACAAAGCCAUCUAAAAACAUGGCCAAGAAGUUUUUAAUUUCACUUCAAAACUUCAGAAAAAUAACCUGACGACCAACAAAGCCAACUGAAAAAGUAAAGAAAUGAGAGGGAGACUUUUCUAAUUUAAUUCACCCUGAAAGCAGACUAUCUUUUGACAAAGAAAACAAGGAUUGAAUUGAAAAUAUUGAUUCAAAAGUUAAGAUUAGCCGAUCGAAUAGUUGUGUAUCCCAGCUAAGCCAGCAAUCAAGUUUGUCAAUGAUUGGAUGGGCUUAUUCAAGAUCAAAGAAUGGAGAGCAAGGCACAUUAUCCAAAAGAGAAGCUUACAAAAUGAGAUAUAAGAACGAUAGAGUCGAAAUAGAAUUAAAUGAAUUCAAGUAAAGAAAUCGAAUCAAAAUUUAAAAAUUCAAAAAUAAAGCAUUUUAAAUUUCAGCGAAAAAUUGAAGAUCCUAACCCCCAGUAUGGAAAGAUCAAACUUUCGAAUCUUGGAGUUUCGAAAACACAUGAUUUUAGCAAAAGCAAGAUAUAUAAAUUUAUCAAUAAGCCUGUUGCAUCCAAUGAUCAAAUAAAUGAUGAACUAGAUCACACCUCUUCUUUUGAUUCAGUCCCUCAGAAAAUUAGCAAAUAUGUAAAAUAAGAUAAAUAAAGUUCAAGAAAAUUCUUCAAAAUUAUCUAAAAUAAACUACUUUUGCCCAAAUAAAGCCUCUAUCGAAACUGCCUUAAAGGCUAACCCUUUGCAUACGAAUCUUGGCUAUGAAGAUAAAGAUGCAUACCGUGAUAGUAGACAAAAUUAUAAAUCAAUUAACGAUAAGAGGAAGUAUCAGAACAUUUAUGAUCCUCGUUAUGCAACUCAUAAUAGGAAAACCCACCAGAACACUAACUCUAGAAAGAUUAAGAAAUACAUAAUUGCUCAGAAUAAGAAAAACCUUAGCCAAGUAAUAAAAUCAAGUAGCUCUAUUCUAAGUCAGCUAGAAAAGAAUAAACCACCGGUGCUUUUAAAGUCAAACAAUCCAUUUAAUAAGCCUGUAGAUGACACUUUUAUUUCAGAGUCUUCUGCUUGAGUAGUCAGGAAAGUUAAUAAUCUCUGCAGCUCCAAAUCUAGGUCUAAAAACAAAAGGAUUGACCCAAACAGUACUUUCUCUGCUGAAGCAUAUCAAGAGAACGAUACUGUAUUUUCUGACAGAGAUUCAUCAUGAAGGUUCAAAUCUCGCUCAAAGUUGCCAAACUCCAAGAGCGGGAUGAGGAAUAUUCAUGAAAAAUUUAUGGGCAGGAAUUAUAAUUCUAACUCAAACACAUAAGCUCAAAAGG
Messenger RNA from Moneuplotes crassus, 1339 nucleotides. NCBI's taxonomy places the organism in Eukaryota, Ciliophora, Spirotrichea, Euplotida, Euplotidae. The record is from the annotation of a GenBank genome assembly.